AUGGCCGAUAUCAAGAAAACUGCCAAUAAAGUCCGUGCCAAGCUAAAGGUUAUAGAACAAAAUAUAGAACAAGAAGAACAAAAUAAUAAAUCGUCGGCGGAUCUGAGGAUACGAAAAACUCAACAUUCGACGUUAUCCAGAAAAUUUGUAGAAGUUAUGACUGAAUAUAAUCGAACCCAGACAGACUACAGAGAAAGAUGUAAAGGGAGGAUACAGAGGCAGUUAGAAAUCACUGGUAGGCAAACAACCAAUGAAGAAUUAGAAGAGAUGUUAGAACAAGGAAAUCCAGCAGUGUUCACCCAAGGUAUUAUAAUGGAAACGCAACAAGCAAAACAGACAUUAGCCGAUAUCGAAGCCAGACACGCCGAUAUCAUCAAGUUAGAAAAUUCAAUUAGAGAAUUGCACGACAUGUUCAUGGACAUGGCGAUGUUGGUAGAGAAUCAGGUAUUUUAA
This is a messenger RNA of Diabrotica balteata, 453 nucleotides long. Lineage: Eukaryota; Metazoa; Arthropoda; Insecta; Coleoptera; Chrysomelidae. The record is from the annotation of a GenBank genome assembly.